AUGAAUUCCGUUGGACCGAGCAAUGAUACAAUGGACGACUCAAAAGAUUCGUUCAAUAUCAAUUGGUAUAGUAAGUUGAUUGUUCCGCUCCUGUAUCGAAAAAAGAUCUCUGAUAGGGAUGAGGAUUCGAAAUAUCAUACGCGGAUGAAUAAUCAUUUGUUUCCAAAAGAAAUCAAAGAAUUUGUUGGGAAUCCUACAAGAGCCGGCCGGUCUUUUUUAUAUGACAGAUGGUCAGAACUUCAGCUGGAUUUGAAUCCUACUGAGAGGUUAUUUAAGAAAGAAGAAGGUGUUUCUUUUGUUCUUUUGAGGCAAUCGGAAAAUAAAGAAAUAGCUAAUAUAGUCAAGAUACAUAUGUAUUUACAAAAUACUGUCUCAAUUCAUCCUAUUUCAUCCGAUCCAGGAUGUGAUGGGGUUGCGAAAGAUGAGCUUUAUAGUUCCGAUUCAUUCUUGAACAAAAAUAGACUUUUUGGGUUAUUUGAUCUAUUCCAUGACCGGAAUAGGGCAGGAUACUUGUUACACCAUGAUUUUGAAUCAGAAGAGAGAUUUCAAGAAAUGGCAAAUCUAUUCAAUCUAUCAAUAACUAAGCCGGAUCUAGUGUAUCAUAAGGGAUUUUCUUUUUCUAUUCAUUCGUCCGGAUUGGAUCAAAAACAAAAGUUCGUAAAUGAGGUCAACUCCAGGGAUGAAUCAAAAAAGAAAUUUUUAUUGGUUCUACCUCCUCUUUUUUACGAAGAGAAUGAAUCUUUUUAUCCAAACAAUACCUAUGGAUACAUAAAAAACCUAUGGAAUCGAUUCCAUCGCAACUCGGAAUAUGGAAUUCAAAGGUAUCAAAUAGGAAAAAAGAUUUUUAAUCAUAGACCUACAAGGAAAUACACGAUCAACCAACAUUUCUCAAAUUGGAAAAAAAACCAGAAGAAAUGGCCUCUUAUUUUGAUUUAUCAAACCGAGAGAUCUAUGAAUAAGGAUCCAAAUGCAUAUAAAUACAAAUGGUCCAAUGGGAGUAAGAAUUUCCAGGAACAAUUGGACCGUUUCAUUUCUGAGCAGAAUAGCCGUUUUCAAGUAGUGUUCAAUCGAUUUCAAGUAGUGUUCGAUCGAUUACAUAUGAAUGCAUAUUCGAUUGAUUGGUCUGAGGUUAUUGAUUGGUCUGAGGUUAUUGACAAAAAAGAUUUGUCUAAGUCACUUUAUUUCUUUUUGUCCAAGUUUCUUCCAUUUUUGUCUAACUCACUUUAUUUCUUUUUGUCCAAGUUUCUUCCAUUUUUGUCUAACUCACUUCCUUUUUUCUUUGUGAGUUUCGGUAAUAUCCCUGUUCAUAGGUCCGAGAUCCACGUGUAUGAAUUGAAACGUCCGAAUGAUCCACUCGGGAAUCAGUUGUUAGAAUCAAUAGGUCUUCAAAUCGUUCAUUUGAAAAAAAGGAAACCCUUCUUAUUGGAUGACUUUUAUACUUCUAAAAAAUCAAAAUUAUCCUUCAAUGAAGGAACAAUAUCACCAUUUUUGUUCAAUAAGAGAGAAAAUUGGAUAUCAUUCCAUACUAGAAAGAAGAAAAAAAAAGAAGAAGAGAAGAAGAAGCGCAGGAAAUCUUUUUAUAACAUGGAUUUCUCAAUGAUAUCUCACGAUCAAGAGAAUUGGCGGAAUCCGCUGAAACCAUUUCAUAGAAGUUCGUUGAUAUCCUCUUUUUUAAAAGCACAUCGACUUCGAUUCUUUAAUAAUCAAUAUGCGGUAAGGUCCUGUAAUUAUGAUUUUCUUAAGUAUGUUCUUACUGGAAUUGAUGAUUCAGAAGGGAAGAACCAUGAGUAUCUCAAAUUAAAGUCACAGAUGAUGUAUUUGUUUUAUAAUCGAUAUUGGAUUCAUACUCAAUAUUCUGAGAAAGAUUUUUCUGGGAAAUAUUUACUAUCCGAAAAGAGAAAAAAACACAGUCCUUGUUUAACAAAAGAUUCUGAGAAAUAUUUACGAUCCGAAAAGAGAAAAAAACACAGUCCUUGUUUAACAAAAGAUUCUGAGAAAUAUUUACGAUCCGAAAAGAGAAAAAAACACAGUCCUUGUUUAACAAAAUGCUUUGAAAAAGGGCCGAUGUAUAGAAACUAUCAAAGAAAUAGUGUUUUUUCAACUCUCUCAAAAUUGAAGCAAUUCCAACCAUAUAUAAUACAAUUGUUACUUACCCGGACAGGACAUGAAUAUCUAAAUUUAAUAUUUUUAGAUACUUUUUUAGACCUAUUGGCGAUACUACGUAGGAGUCCUAAAUUUCUACAAUUUGUAUCCAUUUUUCAUGAUAUUAGGGAUGGAUCCAAGCGAAUUCUUCGGGAAAAAUUGUGUCUUUCACCACGGAAUCCUAUACGUGAGAUUUUGAGUAAGUGUCGACACAAUUUUCUUGUGCACGUGUGCGAAGAUAUUUUGGAAAAUGAGUCACCAUUGAUAUCGACCCAUCUGAGGGAGUUCUUCGUUUUAAACCUUAUCCUUCUUCUUGUUACCGGAUAUCUCGUUCAGACACAUCUUGUCUUUGUUUCUCGAUUCUCUAAUGAGUUACAGACAGAGUUCGAAGAAGUCAAAUCUUUGAUGAUUCCAUCAUACAUGAUUGAGUUGGAAAAACUUCUGGAUAGGUAUCCUAUAUCAGAACUGAAUUCUUUUGGGUUAAAGGAUAUGUUUCUCGUUGCUCUGAAACAAUUAGGAAAUUUUCUAGAAGAAAGACGAGGUUCGGCUUCUGCUGGCAACAUGCCAAGGGGUGGUGGUCCCGCUUAUGUGGUCAAAUCCAUACGUUCGAAGAAGAACGAUUUGAAUCUCAUCGAUCUCAUAAGGAUUAUACCAAAUCCCAUCAAUCGAAUCGCGUUUUUGAGAAAUACUAGACAUUUAAGUCAUACAAGUAAAGCGAUCUAUACCUUGAUAAGAAAAAGAAAAAAUCUGAAUAGUGAUUGGAUUGAUGAUAAAAUAGAAUCCUGGAUCUUGAACAGUGAUUUCAUUGCUGAUAAAGAAAGGGAAUUCAUGGUUCAGUUCUCUACCUUAACGACAGAAAAAAGGAUUGAUCAAAUUUUAAGGAGUCUGACUAAUAGUGAUCGUUUAUCAAAGAAUAACUCUGGUUAUCAAAUGAUUGAGCAACCGGGAACAAUUUACUUACGAAAUUUAAUUGACAUUCAUAAAAAAAAUCUACUAAAUUAUGAGUUCAAUACAUCCUGCUUAGCAGAAAGACGGAUAUUCCUCGCUCAUUAUCAGACAAUCACUUAUUCAGAAACCCCGUGUGGAGCUAAUCUUUUGCAUUUCCCAUCUCAUGGAAAACCCUUUUCGCUCCGCUUAACCGUAUCCCCUCCUCGGGGUAUUUUAGUGAUAGGUUCUAUAGGAACUGGACGAUCCUAUUUGGUCAAAUAUCUAGCGACAAACUCCUAUGUUCCUUUCAUUACAGUAUCUGUAAACAAGUUCCUGGAUAACUAUCCUAAAGGUUUUGAUAUUAAUGAUCUUUUUGAUGAAGAUGAUGAUGAUGAUGAUCUUUUUGAUGAGAGAGAGGGUACCAUUUACAGUCUUUUACCUAGAACCGAGGAUAGGGGCUAUAAUUUGGAUAGGUAUGAUAGUGACUAUCUCGACCGUAACUAUGAUAGCCAUUUGGAGUUUCUAAGUAUGGACUAUCCGAUACCUGAGGAUAUCAUACCGGAAAUAGACCAAUUUUUUCUCACGCUUCAAUUCGAAUUAGCAAAAGCAAUGUCUCCUUGCAUAAUUUGGAUUCCGAACAUUCAUGAUCUGGAUGGGAAUGAGUCGAAUGACUUAUCCCUGGGUCUAUUAGUGAACUCUCUUUCCAGGGAUUCUGAAAAAUCUUCUACUAGAAAUAUUCUUGUUAUUGCUUCGACUCAUAUUCCGCAAAAAGUGGAUCCCGCUCUAAUAGCUCCGAAUAAAUUAAAUACGUGUAUUAAAAUACGAAGGCUUCUUAUUCCACAACAAAGAAAGCACUUUUUCAGUCUUGCUCGUACGCGGGGUUUUCACUUGGAAAAGAAAAUAUUCGAUACUAAUGGAUGCGGGUCCAUAACUCUGGGUUCUAAUGUACGAGAUCUUGUAGCACUUACCAAUGAGGCGCUAUCGAUUAGUAUUAUACAAAAAAAAUCCAUUAUAGACACUAAUAUAAUUAGACACGCUCUUCAUAGACAAACUUGGGAUUUUAGAUCUCAGAUAAGAUCGGUUGAGGAUCAUGGUAUACUUUUCUAUCAGAUAGGAAGGGCUGUUUCACAAAAUCUACUUCUAAGUAAUUUUUCCAUAGAUCCUAUAUCUAUCUAUAUGAAGAAGAAAUCAUGUAACGGGGUGGAUUCUGAUUUGUACAAAUGGUACUUGGAACUUGGAACAAGCAUGAAGAAAUUAACGAUACUUCUUUAUCUUUUGAGUUGUUCUGCCGGAUCCGUCGCUCAAAACCUUUGGUCUCUAACCGGACCUAAUGAAAAAAAUGAUGGUAUCACUUCUUAUAGACUCCUUUAUAAUGAUUCUGAUCUAGUUCAUGGGCUAUUAGAAAUAGAAGGUGCUCUGCUGGGAUCCUCACAGACAGGAAGUCCUUUUGAGAAUGAUGGAGUAACAUUUCUUCUUAGGCCCGAACCAAGGAAUCCUAUCAAUAUGAUUCAAAAUGGAUCUCGUUCUAUCCUUGAUCAUAGAUUUCUCUAUGAAAAAAAUGAAUCGGGGUUCGAAGAAGGGGAAGGAGUCCUCGACCCGCUAGAGGAGGAUUUAUUGAAUCACAUAGUUUGGGCUCCUAGAAUAUGGCGCCCUUGGGAAUUUCUAUUUGAUGAUUGUAUCGAAAGGUCCAAUGAAUUCGGAUUUCCCUAUUGGGAAAGGUCAUUUUGGGACAAGCAGAUCAGUUAUGAUGAAGAGGGUGAGCUUCAAGAGAAUGAUUCGGAGUUCUUGCAGGAUGGAACCAUGGAGUACCAGACACAAAAAAGAUCUUUCAAAGAACAGGGCGUUUUUCGAAUAAGCCAAUUCAUUUGGGACCCUUCGGAUCCACUCUUUUUGCUAUUCCAAGAUGAUCCUUCUGUAUCUGUGUUUUCACAUCGAGAAUUGGUUGCAGAUGAGGAGAUGUCAAAUAGACUUUUGACUUGCCAAACAAAAAAAAUUUAUUGGAAAUAUCUAAAUAAACCCUGGUUUAGGAAGAAUAUGCCAGAACAGAAUUUCGAAUUGUUGAUUGAUCGACAGAGACAGUUUAGAACCAAUAGUUCAUUCUCAAAUGAAUUGUUUCGUUCUACUACUCUAUCCGAGAGUUAUCAAUAUUUAUCAAAUCUGUUCCUAUCUAAUGGAACCCUAUUGGCUCAAAUUACAAAGACAUUGUUGAGAAAAAGAUGGCUUUUCCCGGAGGAGAUGGUUGUUACUAUCUGUUCCAAUAACGAAUGA
This is a messenger RNA of Medicago truncatula (barrel medic), 5337 nucleotides long. RefSeq names its product protein Ycf2. The transcript has a single exon. The record is from RefSeq and is a predicted model, not a curated record. The coding region runs from base 1 to 5337 and encodes 1778 amino acids. NCBI's taxonomy places the organism in Eukaryota, Viridiplantae, Streptophyta, Magnoliopsida, Fabales, Fabaceae. Gene Ontology annotation, molecular function: ATP hydrolysis activity; ATP binding.